Messenger RNA from Corythoichthys intestinalis (scribbled pipefish), 3919 nucleotides. RefSeq names its product regulatory factor X, 3 (influences HLA class II expression) (gene rfx3). Lineage: Eukaryota; Metazoa; Chordata; Actinopteri; Syngnathiformes; Syngnathidae. The transcript is spliced from 18 exons. Gene Ontology annotation, cellular component: nucleus. Bases 303 to 2582 code for a protein of 759 amino acids. Gene Ontology annotation, molecular function: DNA-binding transcription factor activity, RNA polymerase II-specific; RNA polymerase II cis-regulatory region sequence-specific DNA binding. Gene Ontology annotation, biological process: regulation of transcription by RNA polymerase II. The record is from RefSeq and is a predicted model, not a curated record.
GGUUAUUCCUUCUGAUUAUUAUUAUACUAAUUAUUUCCAUUAUUUCCGCCCAAGUGAAAGCAAGCUAAUCCCCUCCCAGUUUGCAGGGAGUUUUCUAGCAACUGUUGCCCUGUGAGGCAGCGCCAUAGCCACCGUAGUCCUGGCGACUGUAACCCACCAACAACAACCUCUCGCUUCAUCAUUCCCACCUCCUCCACCAUCCUCAUACUCACCCGCCGCUCCACAAGCAGGGCUUUCACUUGCUCGGUGGUGCACAGCGUUUAAGUGGGCCACAAGGGAGUGUGCCUGAAUGGUGAGGCGCCAUGCAGACCCCUGAAGCUGGCGCAGACUCCACCUCCACCGUCCCUAUUCAGACCAACGUGCCUGUCCAGCCUGCCAGCUCCACCCAGCAGCUGCCUGUCCAGCAACAGACACAGACUGUUCAACAGGUCCAGCAUGUUUACCCACCGCAGGUGCAGUACGUAGAGGAAAACAGUGGCGUUUAUACCAACGGCAACAUAAGAAGCUACUCUUACUCUGAGCCACAGCUGUACAGCCAGAACAGCGGCGGGAGUUACUUCGACACGCAGGGGAGCUCAUCCCAAGUGUCCACGGUGGUCACUUCCCAUGGUAUGGGCAAUAACGGUGGUGGGGCUAGCGGGGGCAUGAGUAUGGGCCUGGCAGGAGGUCAGGUAAUCGGCAGUGGUUCUACGGCCUACCUCAUGGACAACGCCAGCGCCCACCCUACUGCCCAGACUGCAAGGGCCUCCCCAGCAACUAUUGAAAUGGCGAUUGAGACGCUCCAAAAAUCUGAGGGUUUAUCCAGUCAGAGAAGCUCGCUGCUCAACAGCCAUCUACAGUGGCUGCUGGACAACUAUGAAACGGCAGAGGGUGUGAGUCUACCACGAUCCACCCUUUACAAUCACUACCUGCGCCACUGCCAGGAGCAGAAGCUAGACCCUGUAAAUGCAGCCUCCUUUGGCAAACUCAUCCGCUCCAUCUUCAUGGGACUCCGCACGAGGCGCCUCGGAACAAGGGGGAACUCCAAAUAUCAUUACUAUGGUAUACGUGUAAAGCCUGACUCCCCGCUCAACAGACUCCAAGAGGACAUGCAGUACAUGGCCCUCAGACAGCAGCCCGUUCAACAGAAACAGAGGUUCAAACCGGUACAGAAGUUUGACACCAGCCCCACAGAGAACUACUCAGGUGGCGGCCACAACCAACCGGGGGCAGCAGAGCAGACUGUCAUCGCACAGAGUCAGCACCAUCAGCAGUUCUUAGACGCAUCACGGGCACUCCCCAACUUUGCUGAGCUGGACCUGGGGCAGAACAAUCCAGAGAACAUCAGCCCAGAGGACAUCAAGGCCCUCCAGUCACUUUACAGGGAGCAUUGUGAGGCCAUCCUAGACGUAGUCAUCAACCUGCAGUUUAGUCUCAUCGAGAAGCUUUGGCAAACAUUCUGGCGAUAUACUCCUCUCAACUCUGUAGGGGGCGCCCCCGUAACAGAAAACAGCAGUGUAAGUGAGAUUGAAGCCAGACUACCGCAGUUGCGGCUGCUGGCGCUGUGCAGACACGAAGCUGUGCUCAAGUGGAUGAGCACCUGCGACCAUCUGAUGUACCAGGCUCUCGUGGAGAUCCUCAUCCCUGAUGUCCUGAGACCCAUUCCCAGUGCCUUGACUCAAGCCAUUCGCAAUUUUGCCAAAAGCCUGGAAAGUUGGCUCAAUAAUGCCAUGAAUGCGAUUCCACAGAGAAUGAUCCAGACCAAGGUUGCUGCUGUUAGUGCCUUUGCGCAAACACUACGCAGAUACACAUCACUGAACCACCUGGCUCAGGCGGCACGCGCCGUAUUGCAGAACACGUCUCAAAUCAACCAGAUGCUUAGCGACCUCAACCGUGUCGACUUUGCCAACGUACAAGAGCAAGCGUCGUGGGUGUGCCAGUGCGAGGAGGGCAUGGUUCAGCAUUUGGAGCAGGAUUUCAAAGCUACCCUACAGCAGCAAAGCUCUCUAGAGCAGUGGGCGGCCUGGUUAGACAACGUGGUCACGCAAGUGCUGAAGCCCUACGAGCAGCGGUCCAGCUUCCCAAAGGCUGCCCGGCAGUUUCUACUCAAAUGGUCCUUUUACAGUUCGAUGGUCAUCAGGGACCUGACCCUGCGCAGUGCUGCCAGCUUUGGUUCUUUUCACCUGAUCCGCCUGCUCUACGAUGAAUACAUGUUCUACCUAGUAGAGCACCGGGUGGCCCAAGCUACCGGAGAGACGCCGAUUGGCGUCAUGGGCGAGUUUGACAGCCUGAAUAGCCUUUCGCUAACAAACAUCGAUAAAGAUGAAACAAGUGGCAUGGACAGCGAUUUAGACGAAGAGCCCGAGGAGUCGGGGGAGCCUUUGGCUAAACGUGAAAAGUCAGAGAACGAAGUAAUCCAGGUGAUCCAGGUGGGUUCUGUGGAAGACGGAUCCCACCCAGUAGUCGGUGUGGUUCAGCCAAGCGUACUACAGUCACUGCCGCAGCCCCCCCGGGACCACAGCGAGCACAUCCCUACCCCCUCGCCCAGCACUCCGACCAUCCGCCACUGCGGCGCCACAGGCAACAACUAUGCCCCAGUUUGACGCCGGUGCCCGAGCCUGUCUUGCUUUCCCAACAUAUCCACCGGCUGUCAUGUUUACGUCUGUCCGUCUGCACUUGGGUCCAACACUGGAUGAGGGGGAUGCUGUUUUCUAUUCCAAACCUUGCAUCCUGCAUUAAGUCAUUGCAGAAUUUGCCAGAAGGUAGAGUAACACUAAACACAGGGUCUAACAAAAAUCAACUUUCUACUACUGAUGUCUGUGAGCGCAAAUGUGACCCGCUGUAUAUACUGUAGAUGUACUCAUGAUUAGUAGAACCCAAAAACUCAUGGUGCUAUCUUUGUGUUGUUGAGCUAAAAUAACAGCGCUGUGUUUUCCCAACCUCUAUUGAGGCAGGGCAUAUACAAUUUUCUCAGAGAGUUUGGAAUAUUUGGUUUGCAGGUGAAAUUUCAGGAUAAACAUGAAGUAUACUAUAUCUGUUCUUUAAACAAGGAGAAGCCUGUUGAUGACAUGUUAAAAUAACAGCCACGUGUUCUAAGAACAUCCGGUUCGAUGCCAUUUGAUCACAUUGUGAGGGAUCAAAAUGUAAAUAGCAUGAUGACUGAAAAAGACUGUUGAAAUACUAAUUGUAAUUGAACUAGAAAAUGGAUUGGCCAUUUAUUGAUCGAACACUUGUGACUGUUGCACAAAAAGAAAAAUUGAGUGCAUUCAAAAGUUUAGAGACCAAAUGAACACCUGUGGCGCAUUUUGGGUUGAUCCUGAAAUUUCACCUAAAAUCACAAUACCACAGGCCCCCACAUAUUUCCAGUUCUGCAUUCACAAUUUCACUUAUUAGCUGUUUUUUUUUUUUUAAACGUUCCCCUUAUUUGCUGAAGCCUCCAUAUUUUGCCCAUUUUUGUUUGAAAUCUUUUUUUAUUUUAUUUUAUUUUUUUAUAUUGCGUAACACUCUGCAUAGUGGUUUUUUUUUCCUUAGAACCUAAUUUUAUAUUGCGUAACACUCUGCAUAGUGUUUUUUUUUCUUAGAACCCAAUUUGUGAUUUAUCUCAAUCUGUUGUUUUCUGGGGGGGGGGUUGUUUUUUUGCACCAAGCCCAGCAUAUUCGUAUUUUUUCGGAGUAAUAUAUAUGAAAAUGUAGUGGGAAAAAUAUUCUCUUAUUCGUGAAGUUUCUAAGCAUCAAUUAUUUUGUGUAUUUUUGCAAUUACGGUGAUAUGCAGAAAUUGCACCUUUUCAUUUUUUUAUAUACGAUCCCCCACUUCUACUUAAAAAUCUCUGCUUAUUUGCAUUUUGGACCCACUUUUUUGUGAAAAAAAAAAUCUUGGUCAUUAUAAAGAAGUAUCAGUUCUUUUCCGAUUCAGUAUUUCCAUUAUAUUUGGAAAUCCCAGU